Boleophthalmus pectinirostris (great blue-spotted mudskipper) is the source of this 2659-nucleotide messenger RNA. RefSeq lists its product as uncharacterized. The transcript is spliced from 6 exons. The coding region runs from base 1641 to 2378 and encodes 245 amino acids. The record is from RefSeq and is a predicted model, not a curated record. NCBI's taxonomy places the organism in Eukaryota, Metazoa, Chordata, Actinopteri, Gobiiformes, Gobiidae.
UCGUUGCUUUAAUACUGACUGCGUACAGGACAGACAUGCAGGGGGAAGGGUUCAACUUGUUCAACUGUUAAACUCAGACAAAAGGAGAACCUAAUGAAGGUAUUUUCUAUCAGAAAGAUCAGACAGUGAUGUUAUACUUUAAAACACCGACUAUUAAAUGUAUUUAGAUUUUUGUCAUCAUUCUAUAGAUUGUGUAAAUAUUGGCAACAUUAAUGUAGCAGAAGGUUUAUCAAAAUGGUGUCAGUAGAUUCAAGAAAUUAAAUUCAUCUGUGUAUUCAAUAUUAUGAAGUUUUGAUUCAAGUUAAAGGGACAGUCCGGAACACACACUUUACACACACUGCGUCUCUCCUUUAUCAACAAUAGACUAUUAUCACGCUUCCAGGUUUUGUGGGCAGGGUUUACUUUGUGAACUUCCACUUCCGGCGCAACAACAACAAUGGCUCAAAUGAUGUCUAGAUGUCACUGCUCUUUUCAAACUAUGAAAUAAUCAGCAGGAUCAAUGCGUAUUCUUUGUAAAUACUUUGUAAUAGCUUUAUAAUUGGCAAAAGAAGUUACUGGGACCAGUUAAAGCUCCACAGCAGGAGCAGGACAAAUGUAUCAGACACAAAAAGGAGGAAAAAAGUCCACUUCAAACAGGUGUUCUCGCUCUCUCUUUUUUAUUUUCUCAUAGCAUCGUAAAGUCCAUUGAAGUCCGAAACGUCAGAAAACAAAGCACCGAGAAAGCCUGGUUAAAGCGGACUUUUUUCUCCUUUACGUGCCAGCAAAAGAGACACUCGGACACUCGUAUGCCGACGUCAGCUGACUGAAACUGAGAGGGGAACGUUCUUCCUCUCAGAACACAAAUGACAUGGGGGAAUUUACUUAGCCUCGUUUAAAUUUAAUACUCUUGCUUUUGUUGGGUAUGUUCGGUAAACGCCUUAUAUCCAUACCCCAAACUGACAUCAGCAUAAGCUAACCCUCCUGUUCUAAAGCAGAGGCAACCAUGUCCCGACAUACAGUCACUCCAACAGACCCCCACACCGACAUACAGUCACUCCAACAGACCCCCACACCGACAGACCCCCACUCCACCAAUGAACCUGAACUAAACCAGGACUCAUCUUGAAUGAGAGAGAGAAAAAGAGACAGAACCGCCGUCCCGUAUUGGAGGAUAUUUGGCGUAAAGCUUUGUGCCAUUAGAGCGCAGAGCUUUACGCACGCUGCUCUGUUGGCACGAGAGGAGCCACAUACACCUGACCUCCUGCAGGUGAGAGCGCGUGGAGGUGCAGGUUAACGAGUGCGUAAAAGUCUGCAACUUUAAGUGCGCACGAGGAGAAUGAGCGCUGCAGCCGCCUCUUUAUAAACUUUUAUGAGUUUAUAAACUUUUAUGAAUUUAUAAGGGACUGACGCAUUUCUGUGUCCCUGUGUUUGCCGCUCUGUCCUCUAUGACCAGGUAUAAUUCUAAUCUUUUAGCCCUUAUUCAUGAAAAUAUCCAGAUUCCUAAAUCAUUGAUCUUUUUAGUGUCUCUAUCUGACUGUGAACCCGGCACCGGUUCACUGUCGCAACACAAUGAACUUCACAACGUGUUCUCGUGCGCCCUGGUCUUUGCCAACAGGUACAUUGAGAAUCCCAUCUGACCUCAGACACACGUCAGCAGAGGUAUGGCCCUAUUCAGAGCAUUGAAAAGGCUAAUGGGCUUCAGUUCAGAUCAUUUACAGGAGAGCACCAGCUCACACAUGUCACAAGCUGCAUCAUGUAGCUCCAGAGCGCCUCUGAAGAUGGAAACUGAAAAGUGCUACGAUCCAAAUGACCCAAACCUGAAGUUUACUGAUUCUGUAGAUGAACACGACUUUCUGUGUAUGGACUAUCGCUCUAGAAGAGCUCGGAUGUCGUGUGGUCACACGGUCACUCCACAGUCUCUCACAGACUGGUGUGACAGGCAGCUGCAGGACGGAAACAUAGAUUUAAAGUGUGGAGUCUGCAGCGCUGUGUGGCCUUUUGAUGAAGUGUGUAAGAUGGCUCUACUGACCGACAAAGAGAAGAGCACUUUUGAAGACAAACGACUUGAAAACUUGGCCUUUACUAAGAUGAAUGACAAAAGGUGCCCCGGCUGUAAGUCUUAUGCUUUGAGGAAAAACCAGAACAACCUGUGUGUGAUCUGCCCUCAGUGCACGGCUGUGAAAGGGACCACAUAUCAGUUCUGUUGGCAGUGUCUGAAAGUGUGGAAAGGCUCUGCUCCUCGCUCCGACAGAUGUGAUAAUGAGGGAUGUGUAAACACAGGGUUAGAAACUCUGAGAACAUGUCCUGAGAUUGUGUUUAGAAUCUGUAAAAGACGUGAAGGGCUGUCCGUCUGUCCGUGCAUGUCCCACCUGUGGAGUGCUGUCGCAGCACAACAGUGAAGGAUGUAAGAACAUCGUGUGUAACGGCUGCAAAAUGCAGUUCUGCUUUGUGUGUCUGAAAAUCACCAAAGAGUGUUUGGAGACAAGUAGACAUUUUGUCCCCUGCUCCAGUGGUGUGGCCCCCAGACAGACCUCUAUUCCAACCAAAAAUUAGUGAUUUCAAUUUUGACUGAUAUGAGUGAACAUCUUCUUUGUAUUGCUUUGCACUCAUGUUAAUGUGUAAUUCCUGAGUUUAAAACCUCUACAAAAGGAUAAGAAUAAACUUAAAACAAACAAUUUCA